AUGAGUGAACAAACACAAGUGCCCAAAUACAUGCAAGCCCUCCAUCUCCCAUCCUCAUUCACCAACAAAGCCACGCCCGGCGGCCCAUCAUCCCUACAAUACGAAACCGAGCGUCCGGUUCCCAAACCCGGUCCAAACGAAUAUCUCAUCAAAGUCCGGACCGCCUGCGUCUCAAUCGAUGAGCUCGAGCAGACACGCACCACGCCUCUCGGUCAAGAAGGGAAUGUGAGGGAUAGCGCCAUGUUCCUCGAAAGACCAACAUCAGACGGUAUCGACAAAAUUCACGGCCUCAUUCCCGGCCGCGAAUUCUGCGGCGAAGUCAUCAGCACCCCGCGCGAGGACUAUGCAAGCUCAAAGGGACCGGCAUUCAAGGUCGGCGAUGAAGUAAUCGGUGUUCUUGGCAAUGUCGAGGGUCGUGAUGGCGCAGCAGCAGAUUAUACGCUCGCCACGGAGAACGAAUUUGCAUACAAACCAACCAAUUUGUCUGCGGCAGAGGCAGUUACGAUCUCGCAUGCGGCUUUGAUUGCAUGGCAGGGUUUGUUCGGGUACGCGACACUAGACCCGGAUGAUGGGCCCUGUAAUAGGCCUGCUGAUGGACCGCUGAGGGUCCUGGUGACGAAUGCCGCGCAGUCGGAUGUAGGGCGGUAUGUGAUGCUGUUGCUGAAAUGCCAGGCUAUGUUUCCACAUCAUGUUUUGGGUCUUAUGGGUGGUGCUGGGUUAGGGGAGAUGCAAAGGGCUGUUUGGGUUGCUGCUACAGGUGCGAAGGAUGAGCAUGAAUACCUCUUCAAAGAGUUGGGAGCGGAUGAGGUUACGACCUCGACGGAUAUAGCGGCUGCGUUUCGCGAGAAAGGUUGGAAACCGGUUGAUAUUGUAUUUGAUUGUAUAGGUGCUGGAGGCGCGUUGUUUCGGGAAGCUCAUUCCCCGGUCGUGGUUAAGGAUCAUGGGCACAUCUUGACGCCGCGACGGCCGCAGUCGGGACACCCUGAAAAACCGUCUGAAAGGGAUGAACGCACGGAAGUCAUGACAAGGAAUUUGACUAGCGAAGCUAUUGACGUGAGGCCCAAUGCGCAACAACUUGCUAAGAUUGUGCAGUUGGUUGAAAAGGGGGUGUUGAAGCCUGAUGUGUCGUACCAGGUGGAGGAUCUGUUGCAUGGACAGCAGGCGCUAGUUUAUGCUGAGAAGGCCGGGGAGGAGAAGGUUGUGUUGCGAGUUGAUCCAGCUGGUAGUCAGUUUUGA
This is a messenger RNA of Talaromyces marneffei, 1236 nucleotides long. RefSeq lists its product as uncharacterized. The transcript has a single exon. The coding region runs from base 1 to 1236 and encodes 411 amino acids. Lineage: Eukaryota; Fungi; Ascomycota; Eurotiomycetes; Eurotiales; Trichocomaceae. The record is from RefSeq and is a predicted model, not a curated record. Gene Ontology annotation, molecular function: oxidoreductase activity.